GGUAUACGCCCGCGUUCCCAAGGGCGCGAGGUGUUCGCGAAAGAAUUCAUCGUAAGGGGUGCAUGUAACUACUGUGCGGAAGGAUUUAUACAUGCCAUCAAGCUAAAUGAACAAAGAUACGCGAAUCGAAGAAAUGGAGAGCGCUGCAAUUUUAAAAGCGCCGUUCCUCUUCUCGUCGCGGUUUGCACUGGCGCUGGCUGCCUUCUUCGGCUUCGUCGUACUCUACAUUCAGCGCUUUAACAUGAGCGUCGCUAUCGUCUGCAUGGUGAACAACACGGCCGUGAGGGCAGAGGCCGGAAUCGACGCUGACGGCGAUCUAGAAGGCGAGACUGGCGACCGCUGUCUGGCGACAGUCACGCUAUCUAACGACACGACUGACGACGAGACGGGAGAGUUUGUAUGGAGCAAACCUACACAGGGUAUCGUCUUGAGCGCCUUCUUCUGGGGUUAUUUGCUAACACAGCUACCUGGUGGUUGGCUGGCGACAUACCUUGGUGGCAAACGGGUGUACGGAUAUGGUCAGCUACUUGCCUCUGUCAUGGCGCUUCUAGCUCCGGUAGCUUCCAACUAUAGCUACAAGACGCUGCUUGUAGUUCGUUUCAUACAAGGCAUUGGCCAGGGAGUGGUCUUCCCAGCCAUGCACGUAUUCUGGGGGACUUGGGCUCAUCCAUAUGAGAGAAGCAAGCUUGUGAAUUUCACCAUAGCAGUGGAGACCACCCGUCACCCUUGA
Priapulus caudatus is the source of this 730-nucleotide messenger RNA. RefSeq names its product sialin-like. The transcript has 5 exons. Gene Ontology annotation, molecular function: transmembrane transporter activity. Gene Ontology annotation, biological process: transmembrane transport; monoatomic anion transport. NCBI's taxonomy places the organism in Eukaryota, Metazoa, Priapulida, Priapulimorpha, Priapulimorphida, Priapulidae. The coding region runs from base 107 to 730 and encodes 207 amino acids. The record is from RefSeq and is a predicted model, not a curated record.